This is a messenger RNA of Adineta steineri, 1437 nucleotides long. The record is from the annotation of a GenBank genome assembly. NCBI's taxonomy places the organism in Eukaryota, Metazoa, Rotifera, Eurotatoria, Adinetida, Adinetidae.
AUGGCAAAUAGUCGAAGUCUUGCAGAACAAACUCGUUCUCUAAUUGAUCGUCUCAAUGUUCAUCAAGUAGUUAUUUCCAAUCAAGUUAAAACAAUAACGAAUGAUACAACAGGAAUAAUAAAAAAAAGUAAAAGCGUGUCAUUUCUUGAUGAUAAUCAAUCAAAUAUGAAAAUAUCAAUUGAUUCUCUACAAUCACGUUCAAUUUUAAAAAAGCAAGAUGAUUCUAAUGAUGACAAAUGUUCACUUGAACCAUUUGUUGUUAAUAUUCCUGAUAAUAUCUCUCGUGUCGAUAUUGAUCAAUAUUUAAAAAAUGUUCAAGAUCAACGACGAAAAGGUCUCAAUUAUUCAUAUAAUACAGAUGAUGAUGGUGAUGAUAACGAUGAAGAAGAAGAACAAGAAAAUAAUGAAUCUCAAAAAGUUAUAAGAAAGAAAAAUGAACCUUGGAAUGAACUUAAACAUUGGCAUUCAUUACUUGAUGAAGGUAAUGAUCGAGAUGUUUAUUAUAAUACAUUACGAACAUCAACUACUCAACAAGAACAAGCUUGGUCAACGGAUAAUGUUGAACAAAUUAAAAAACGGAUUCAUGAACGACAAAAUAUGUCAUUAAAACAGCAGAGAAAAUCAACAAGUAUAUCACCAAAAAAACAACAAACACAAGUUAAUAAUCGUCAAAAAGUUUUACUUGGUUAUGAUUUUGUUGCUGGGUUACUUGAUAAUGAAAAAGCAGCAUUAUUAAAUAAUGAUCGUUCUUUAUCGGAAUCAUAUUUAGAUGAAUUAGUAUCAUUUCGUAAAACUAAUUUAGAUCAAUCAACAUCAUAUACAUUAUCAAAUGAAGCUGAUUUAGCAGAUUUUUCGAAAGAACUUGAACUUAUACCACCAGAUGGUUAUCAACAUUCCCAUACUUGUAUUCAUAGUUUUACAGUUAAUGAUCGUCUUUUUACUGUUCCAACAAAUGCAGAUGCUAAUGGACAAAGUUGUUGUCCAAUUUGUGGAUCACUACGUAAAGAACCUAAUUCUUAUGAACCACAAUAUGCACGUGUAAGUGUUCCAAAAUAUCGUGUUAAUGCUAAUGCAUAUAAAUUCCGUCCACCAAAACGUGCUCAUCUAUCAGAUUUAUCAACAGAUAGUGUUGCUCUUGCUAAUCAUUGUUUAGCUGGUUUUAAUACCGCUCGUACUGCUCCUUUAGAUAAAUCAGCUAAAAGUCUUGAUUUACGUACUGAUUCAGAUACACAAUUAGAAUUAAGAAAAAUGUCAUUAGAAGAUGCUCAACGUCUUGGUUCAAAUCAUGAUAUGUGUGAAAAUGAUCUUCGACGUCGUGGUACAGCACUUCGUUAUCAUAUGAAUACAUUAUUUCAAGAACGUUUAAGACGUUUACGAAAAACAACGAAUGGUGCUGAUAAUAAUGCUAGUGUUAUUUCACAAAUUGAUGUUCGUUGA